AUGUUUCUUAGAAGGUUUCUAUUCACCUGCCUUCUCGUUUAUGGCUACGCCUCGACAGCCUUUGCUCGACAGCCAGACGAUCUAGUUUCAGCAAUGACGAGCGGCGACAUCGAUAAGAUCAAGUCGUUUUGCGAAAAAUUCGUUGCCGCGUCCACUAACGCGAGCUUGCGUGCAGACGAGAGAGAGGAAGCUGGGAUUUACAAGAACGCAGUCUGCACCGAUGCCUAUCUGGAUUCCAUCCAAGAAAUUGCCCCAUUGCUCAAAUGCAUUCAACAGGCUGGCAACAAGCUGGAAGUGUGGGCGAAGUGCGGGAGGAUCCAUGCUGGGACGAGUUGCAG
This is a messenger RNA of Mesorhabditis belari, 338 nucleotides long. The record is from the annotation of a GenBank genome assembly. NCBI's taxonomy places the organism in Eukaryota, Metazoa, Nematoda, Chromadorea, Rhabditida, Rhabditidae.